UCACACAGUUGUCCUGCUCAGCUUGGAAGAUGCUGCAGUCAGAUGCACUGCGGUAAAAAAUAACGCCAGACAGGGAGGGAGAAAGAAGUCUGUAUUAUUCGCAAUGCCAGCCCGUGAGAAAUAUCCAGGGUCCUUUGAUGCGUGGGAUAAUUUUUGCCACUCAAAAGAACAGCGCUUUAUUAAAUAAUUUGUUGAUCCUUCAGAAGGAAAGGAUAGCCUACAUUUUUCCCCGGGGAGCGGACAAAUCGGGAUAAGGAGCCUAUUUUUUUCAGAAGGGACAACGUGAGGGCAGUCAAAUAGAAGAGCAUGGCACCAAGAGCAUGGCACCAAGAGCAUGGCACCAAGAGCAUGGCACCAAGAGCAUGGCACCAAGAGCAUAGCACCAAGAGCAUAGCACCAAGAGCAUAGCACCAAGAGCAUAGCACCAAGAGCAUAGCACCACUUGCAAUGCCAGGAUGGUGGGUUCCAUUCCCGGGACCACCAGUGAGUAAAAUGUAAUUUUGGAGGAAGCAACUUCAGUCCCUACCAUUUCUUACUUUGCUCAAACAACGUCUUCCUGGAUAACAUCUCAAAGGAAUAUCUUACAGUCAAGUGUUCAAAGAAGAGCCUUUUUUAGGCUUCUCAGCCCUAGGAUCUGUACUUUCAUUGCUACAUUACACUUAAGGACAUGUCUGCUGUGCGACUGCUGCUCCUGUUUCUGCUUUGUUCCCAUUUUGUGUCCCUGUGCCAUGGGGCCUGUUCAGAGGUGGACUCGGACACUGAGGCCGUUGCAGGCAAAGGGUUCAAACUGGGCUGCAUCUCCUGUAAGAUGAGGCCUGAGGUGGAGGCUUCUGCCACGGUCAACUGGUAUUUCAAGGCCAAAGGGGAAGCUGAAUUUGCUCAUAUAUAUAAUUACGAUGAGGAGGGCCCCCACAUUGUGGAUGAGCGCUUUGAGGAGCGCGUCGACUGGAACGGCAGUAAGAGGAGCCAAGACAUACAGGAUGCAUCCAUCUACCUCUUCAAUGUCACCUUCAAUGACUCGGGCACCUACAGUUGCCACUUCCACCGGCUCUUGACGUAUGAGUUCUACGAAUACCAGACUGUUGUCAGCAAACUUGUGCACCUGAAAGUGGUGGCUAAAGCCACCAGAGGGACAGCCUCCAUAGUCUCUGAGGUGAUGAUGUAUGUGUCCAUCAUCGGGUUACAGGCUUGGCUCUACAUAGAGAUGGUAUACUGCUUCAGAAAGAUCUCAGCUGCAGGAGAGGAAGCAUUACGAGAAAGCGCAAAAGCCAAAGAAGGUACUUUUCCUGAAAAACGUUUGCUUGCUUGCUUCAGCAGUCUAGAAGUAUGUUUAAAUAGCUUAAAAGCUCAUGUAAAAUUCAAGUUGAAAAGAAGUUGGAGUUAAAUAUAGUUGUGUCAGGAGGGGAACUCAUGUAUUCCGUUGACAUCACAUUUCAUUGAACAUAAAAUGUGUAUGAUACUACAUUUGGCCUUGGUGUUUAGGCUGUGCUCUGUGGGGUGCUGCCAAUGUGGGAAAAGUGCUCAAUAUGCUCAGUAUACAACCAAAAGCAAGCUAUAGGUAGGGAGCAGAGUAUCUGCCAUUCCCCGCAUAGAUAGAAUAACAGAACCAAAAGCGGGUGGAGGCUGGGGAGCUGGAUGGCAAAAGCACAAGCGAUGGUGCUUGCUGAAUGGCGAAACUGAAUAAGCUGCCAUUUAAAUAAAUGAUAUUCAGUCUCUGAUUGAAUGUUAGCUCAGUCGACACUGCUUGCUUCGCUUUGCUACAUUAAAGUAAAUCAUAUGGUUACUUAAGUUGGAUGCAUGGUUGCUUGAUAGAAGGAUAAAGAAAGUUAUUAUGGAUGGAUGGAGUGAUGAAAGAAGGUUAGACGUGUUGUUGUAUGGAUAGAGAGGUUAGAGGAGUACGUGGAUUGAUAGAGGAUAUGAAUGAAUAGAUAAAAAAGAGUGGAAUAGACAUAGGAAUAGUAGGAGAUAUGCAGUGUAGUUUAACUUAUUGAAAUGCUUUAAGUAAUGAGAGUGGUUUGAAUGGUUAUAGAUGGAUAGAUGGAGGGAUGAAUGAUUAAGGUUAGGAUGAAAACAUAGAGAUAGUUAGGAUGCAACAUUUUAUCUGUCCCACUAUGAGUUAAUAAACAAACUGAAAGGGUGGAGUGUGUUUGUUGUUUGAACAGUUAUAGAGCAAAGCCUAGCGAUUUAAUGCCACCUGUAGUUAUGGAAUGUUUUCUCACACGUAUAAUUCAUUGGCUGAUCCCUCCUGAUGACCUGCAUGGAAUUAUGUGAUCCUUCCUUAAUCCAUAGGAAGUUGACUAUGUCAAAAUGGUGUAAGUCCUUAAUGGCUCUGCCUAUGCUAAAACAGGUAUUUGGGCACUAGAGUCCUCUAUCAAUCUCCAUGAGAUGAAAUAUCAGGUUUUUAGGUAAUAAGCGGAUGAUGAUAUUCUAACCAUUUCUAUCUUUCUCCU
This is a messenger RNA of Oncorhynchus mykiss (rainbow trout), 2450 nucleotides long. The record is from RefSeq and is a predicted model, not a curated record. NCBI's taxonomy places the organism in Eukaryota, Metazoa, Chordata, Actinopteri, Salmoniformes, Salmonidae.